Molecule: messenger RNA, 2302 nt
Organism: Hyla sarda
Lineage: Eukaryota; Metazoa; Chordata; Amphibia; Anura; Hylidae
Product: ras-related and estrogen-regulated growth inhibitor-like protein
Exons: 7
Coding region: 291-1088 (265 amino acids)
Molecular function (GO): GTPase activity; GTP binding
Source: RefSeq, a predicted model, not a curated record
GAGAGGUCACGUGAUAGUGUAGAGUGUAAUAGAUAUGUAUAUAUUUAUAUAGAAUAUGGCGGCCUCACAGCUCGGAGGUAACAAUCCUGUCAUGUGGAGAUGGCUUCCUGUGACCGCUGAUAUAUGUGAGGGGAUGGACUGUGUUUAUGAACAGGGAUAAUACACCAGAUGUAAUGACGCCAUAUUAGUGAGGAUGAGGAGCGAUGAAUUGUCUGACAAUGAAGAGGAAGAAAUAAGAAAGCUGAUAAGACACAGACCAGAUCAGAAGAUACAAUACUGAAGAAUCCAGAAUGACAGGACUUUUAUGGUCAAACGCCUGGUUCGAAUUCCCAACCAGGGUGCCCCCAGCUGUUUCAAAACCACAACUCUCAGGAUACCCGGACAGCCUUGUAACUUUAACGCCUGAGCCCGGAUUACAAAUGGUCGUACAAAUCCGCAGCAGCCUCCAGCCGCACACCAAGAUGAGCGAGAUCGGCCACCAGCAGCAGAAGGUGGAGGCCAACAUCCUGGUCCUAGGGGCCGAGAACGUCGGCAAAUCUGCUCUGACCGUUCGCUUCCUGACGCGGAGAUUUAUCGGAGAAUAUGUUGGCACAGAAUCCAUCUACACCCACAACGUCAUCGUAGAUGGAAGAGAAACCUUCUUCAGCAUCUGGGACUCCGUCUGUCCACAGAACCCGAACCUUCAGACCUGCGUCAGUGAAGAUCAGCUCCGCUGGGCCGACGGCUUCAUCCUGGUCUACAGCAUCUGUGACCGCAAUAGUUUCAACGUGAUGCAGAAACAGCUCCAGCGGAUCCGCCAGCUAAAGAGGCGCAACAGCUCGGCGGCGCCCAUCAUCAUCGUGGGCAACAAGCGCGACCUCCAGCACCGGCGCGAGAUCUCCAGCGAGGAGGGGCGCAUGCUCGCCAUCUCUUCGGACUGUGACUUCUUCGAGAUCUCGGCCGCCGAGACCUACCACGGCUCCCUGGUGGUCUUCCACCAGCUGCUUGAGUCAGUGAGGGAGAUCAGGAGCUCCAGCAAGAAGAACGCGGGCAUCAAGGGCAUCGUGAGGAGCAUGUCCGCCGUGUUCGGGAGAAGGCGAACAGAGUGAGGCCGCCGCAGAUCCCUCGCCUCGGUUGACUUAUUGGACUGGUUGAGGUCCGAGCCGAGAUGAGGUCAGGAGGGGGUUCGGUGCUGAUCUGAGGACUGCUGGACUUAACCCUUUCUUUUUCUGCACCUGGCCUGUCUUAAAGCCAAAGACUCGAACAUUUGGUUGCAUUGUCGCCCUCGUAGGGCGGUCACCUCAGCUUGUGGGGUCACCGCCGUGUGUGCGUUGUACCGUAGCAGGACUCAAGCUGGGCGGAAUCCAGGACUAUUAUGCAACCUUUACAAAGCGUUUCUGCUAACACAGGGCUAUGCCACGUGCUGGAACACGCUGAUCUGUUGUGUGCCGCCUCUGCCCGCUGUCUGUGCCUCCCGACCCCCCCACAAUGCACUGGGGCAAAGAGUAUAAAGGGCUAAAGCUCUUCUUCUGUGGAGGGGGAUUUAUUUAGGAGUAUUAUUUGCACUAUGUGGGAGAACAGGUUCUGCGGAGGGAGGGGGGAUUCGUAGAGAUGUUCUAUACGUUUUUUCCUAUAGGGUUCCAUAUUGGGUAUUGAUGUAGGCUACGAACCAGGGUGCCUCCAGCUGAUGCAAAACUACAACUCCCAGCAUGCCCGGACAGCCUUUGGCUGUCCGGGCAUGCUGGGAGUUGUAGUUUUGCAAAAAACACUGAAAUAUCAGUGCGCCUCAUGCCUCUGCUACAUCGCCAUCUAUAGGUUACCCUAUAUGGAAUUAUUAUUAUUAUUUUUUUUAUUUGCACGAUGGAAUGUUAACCCUUCAAAUGCACAUCUCUGAGGCGGUGUGACAACUGUAGCUGCUGUCGUCUGUGUGCUGUGCACAGGCUGUACAUAUAUGUAUAUAGCUGUAAUAUAUAGAGAGGAGACUUGUCUAUAUGUAUAUAUAUAUAUAAUUUAUAUGGGGUGGGGCUAGGAUGCCGCUGUUUACAUGAAGAUAUUUAUUUUUUACACUAGUUGUUUUUUUUGGGGUUUUCUGCCAAUAAAAAAACUUGAAAAUUAACAAUUUUUUAUGUAUUAUUCUGCAAUGAAUUUGGGGGGCGGGCGGAAUGAAUACGCUAUAUCAGGUGUGAUGUCAGUUGUAUAGGGCCGCAUUUUCUUCUAGAAUGAUCCUACGUGUGGUAUAAUGUUGGUUUGCCGAUGUUUACCGCGAGUGUAAGAUUUAUGUUUUUUUUUUUUAUCAUUUAUUUUAUGUUUUCAAUGUUUACCG